Molecule: messenger RNA, 1193 nt
Organism: Lucilia sericata (common green bottle fly)
Lineage: Eukaryota; Metazoa; Arthropoda; Insecta; Diptera; Calliphoridae
Gene: Taf8
Product: transcription initiation factor TFIID subunit 8
Exons: 5
Coding region: 115-1113 (332 amino acids)
Biological process (GO): transcription initiation at RNA polymerase II promoter
Cellular component (GO): transcription factor TFIID complex
Molecular function (GO): protein heterodimerization activity
Source: RefSeq, a predicted model, not a curated record
UGUUAUCAUUCUACGUUGAGUAACAAAGACGUGAAGAAGAAGAGCAAUUGUAAAUUACAAUAACAUUUGUAAACAAAAAAAAUAAUUUUUAUAAUUUAUUAAAAAAAUUAAAAUAUGGAUAAAACUGAAACGGUACAACCCACUGGAAAUGCACGACGCAAAAUUCUAAGUGUAGCUGUGUCACAAAUUCUAAUGGAGAAGGGUUUUGAUAGUGUAGACAAAGAAUGUUUAGAGACUCUAACAGAAAUGCUACAGAGCAUGUUAGUUGAAGUUGGUCAGUCGGCUAGAAGCUAUUGUGAACUCUCCGGCCGUACAAUACCUGUAAUAGGUGAUGUGAUUGUCUCGUUGGUAAAUAUGGGUGUAUCACUUCAAGGUAUUGAGGCAUUUGCUAAAAGGGAAGGAAGACAAAUUAUAUCCAUGCCUGCCCAACAACAACAGCAAAAACAAUUAAACCUUUUGCAGGCCGGUACAAAAUCGCAGCAUCCUCCUCAUAUUUUACCUUAUUUGCCUUUGUUUCCUGAUCCACAUGCAUAUGUUCGAACGCCGACACAUAAGCAACCUGUAACAGAGUAUGAAGCUAUACGGGAAAAAGCUGCCACCCAGAAAAGAGACAUAGAAAAAGCCUUAACAAAAUUUCUGGCAAAAACCUCAGAAACUCAUAGUCUUUUUGAUACGGAAGAUAAUAUGUUUCCAUUAAUUGCUUGUAAACCAUCAUUUCCUCCAUAUUUAGCUGCAUUAAACCCCACCGAUCAAGUGUUUGAUUUCGAAGAACUGGAGUAUCAUUAUUUAGUUGCUAAUCGCACCGAAGAUUGUAAAGAUGACGAAGAGAAUGAAAGUGGUAAUGAAGAAGAGAGCGCUGGCAAUGAAGGCGGUGGUGGAAAUAAUGGAAGUGGUGGUGCAAGCGCCGAAGAAUCCGAAAAGAAAUCAGAGAAGAACGACAAAGAUACCAAACCAGACAAUGAUAUUAAGCCAAAUUCAAGCACAAAUAAGGCAAUUCUAGAAAAUCCUAAUAUUGAUAAUCCUUAUUUAAGAGCUGCCACACUACCUAAGCGAGCUAAACCAGAUCCAGUUUUAUUAGCAACAGCUCCCACUGCCUCGACAAAUAAUGUAUAAAAACAAAAAUAAUGUAAUAUUUUAUAUGUUUGUAUCUUACCCUAGAAAAUAAUAACAAGAAUUUUACUAAACUUACAUAU